Bombina bombina (fire-bellied toad) is the source of this 1764-nucleotide messenger RNA. It is a transcript of the gene FICD, whose product is annotated as FIC domain protein adenylyltransferase. Gene Ontology annotation, molecular function: protein binding. The transcript has 3 exons. Bases 163 to 1518 code for a protein of 451 amino acids. Lineage: Eukaryota; Metazoa; Chordata; Amphibia; Anura; Bombinatoridae. The record is from RefSeq and is a predicted model, not a curated record.
GGGGUAUGAAGUGGAACUAAUAGGGGCUUUUAUAAGUUUGAAGUAUUUGUGCAUUUAUUGAGAAUACUGCUGUGACCAAAAGAUGGAGUAUUGGUAGUAAUAAGUAUAAGGGUCUGUGCUAAUGCUCAAGAUGAUGACCCUGUCUCUGGUCCCUGGAGUAGGAUGAACAUCAUGUCAAUGGCAGUUACAGAACUGCCGUGGUCACAUUUGGGAGUUCGAUAUGGAGUGCGUGCUGCCUUGGUGGUGUUGUCCAGCUCUCUCCUGGUGGUCCUCCUACCUGCUGGAGUGUUGGAUGACCAUUAUACAGCUGCCUUAAAGGUUUUAUUGAAGUAUAACAUCUGGGGUGAGGAUGAACGGGCCCAAACAUACACACAGCAAACAACAGGACUUGCUGUUGCUUCAACUGCAUUUGAACUUCUUGUAUUAAAACAGAAAUCCACUCCAGAUUUCAAGUUCGAAGCCCAGGCUGCCUUAAAUCAAGCCUUAGAAAUGAAACGUCAGGGGAAGAAGGACAAGGCCCAUAAGCUUCUUCAUCAUGCAUUAAAGAUGGAUCCAGAUCAUGUAGAUGCCUUAAAUGAGCUUGGCAUCCUCCUGGAAGAAGAGGACAUCAUCCAAGCAGACUACUUAUAUUCCAAAGCGCUCGCUAUUUCUCCACACAAUAAGAAGGCUCUGGUAAACCGUGAUCGAACGUUGCCUCUAGUAGAAGAGAUAGAUCAGAGAUACUUUAGUAUCAUAGAUAGUAAAGUCAAGAAGGUUAUGUCCAUCCCAAAAGGCAAUUCAGCCCUUCGCAGAGUCAUGGAAGAGUCUUAUUACCACCACAUCUACCACACAGUUGCCAUUGAGGGGAAUACGCUCUCGCUGUCUGAAAUCCGGCAUAUAAUUGAGACACGUUAUGCUGUUCCAGGUAAGAGCCUGGAAGAACAGAAUGAGGUAAUUGGAAUGCACGCUGCCAUGAAAUAUGUAAACACCACACUGGUGUCUCGUAUUGGAUCUGUGAUGAUUACUGAUAUUCUAGAGAUACAUCUUAGAAUACUGGGUUAUGUUGACCCUGUAGAAGCUGGUCAGUUUAGAUCAAACCAAGUGUUUGUUGGUCAUCAUAUCCCUCCCCAUCCCAGAGAUGUGGAAAAACACAUGGAGGAGUUUGUGCAAUGGUUGAACUCUGAGGAAGCAUUGAGCCUACACCCUGUGGAAUUUGCUGCUUUAGCACAUUAUAAACUAGUUUACAUUCACCCAUUUGUUGAUGGCAAUGGGAGGACUUCACGUUUGCUCAUGAACCUCAUCUUAAUGCAGGCAGGAUAUCCACCUAUCACCAUCCGGAAAGAACAGAGGUCAGAGUAUUAUCACGUCUUGGAACUAGCAAACGAAGGUGAUGUUAGACCAUUUAUUAGGUUUAUUGCCAAAUGUACAGAGAGCACACUAGAUCUCUUAUUGAUAGCUACAGCAGAGCAUCCUGUGGGUCUACCAGAACCCAACCCUAACUACUCCGGGUGCAAGCAAACAAUUCCAGUGAAGACUUGAGGUGAUAGCUCCCUGGUUACCAUAACUGAUUUGUUCACACCUCCAAUGAUGUAAACUACAGUUGUCAACAUUACCCUUAAUUUAUCUGAUCCUGUUUUGCUACUGGAAUAUUUUCCCAUUUAGGGAGGGACAUGUUUUGGCCAAAAAUUACACUGGUGUUUAUCUCUUCAAAAAUGUAAUAUUAUACACUCUCAUUAUUUAUUUGUGUGUACUUUGCAAAAAUAUAGAUGUUAAAACUUUCAGGAA